Molecule: messenger RNA, 2017 nt
Organism: Anarrhichthys ocellatus (wolf-eel)
Lineage: Eukaryota; Metazoa; Chordata; Actinopteri; Perciformes; Anarhichadidae
Product: gastrula zinc finger protein XlCGF17.1-like
Exons: 2
Coding region: 87-959 (290 amino acids)
Biological process (GO): regulation of transcription by RNA polymerase II
Cellular component (GO): nucleus
Molecular function (GO): DNA-binding transcription factor activity, RNA polymerase II-specific
Source: RefSeq, a predicted model, not a curated record
AUUCAAGAUGUAGUGCAGGUGAGAAACUAUUUAGCUGCUCUGAGUGUGAGAAAACAUUUGGCAAGAGUCGAAAUCUGAAGAUACACAUGAUGAUUCACACAGGAAAGAAACCUUUCAGCUGCUCAGUCUGUAAGAAAUCUUUUGGACGGAGGGAAACUUUAAAGAGACACAUGGUAACUCACACAGGAGAGAAACCUUUCAGCUGCUCAGUCUGUAAUAAGUAUUUUUCAGUGGGUGGACAUUUAGAGAGACACAUGCUAACUCACACAGGAGAGAAACCUUUCAGCUGCUCUGAAUGUGGUAAAACUUUCACUCUAAAUGGAAAUCUGAAGACACACAUGAGAUUCCACACAGGAGAGAAACUUUUCAGCUGCUCAGUCUGUAAUAAAUCUUUUUCAGUGAGUGGACAUUUAGAGAGACACAUGCUAACUCACACAGGAGAGAAACCUUUCAGCUGCUCAGACUGUAAUAAAUCUUUUUCAGUGAGUGCACAUUUACAGAGACACAGGCUAACUCACACAGGAGAGAAACCUUUCAGCUGCUCAGAAUGUGGUAAAAGUUUCACUGAAAGUGGAAGUCGGAAGAAACACAUGAGACGUCACACAGGAGAGAAACCUUUCAGCUGCUCAGAAUGUGGUAAAAGUUUCACUGAAAGUGGAAGUCUGAAGAAACACAUGCGACGUCACACAGGAGAGAAACCUUUCAGCUGCUCAGAAUGUGGUAAACGUUUCACUGAAAAUGGAAGUCUGAAGACACACAUGAGAUUCCACACAGGAGAGAAUCUUUUCAGCUGCUCAGUCUGUAAUAAAUCUUUUUCACGUAGGGGACAUUUACAGAGACACAUGGUAACUCACACAAGAGAGAAACCUUUCAGCUGCUCAGUCUGUAAUAAAAGUUUUGUGCUAAAUGCAGAACUGAAGGUGCACAUGGUAAGUCACACAGCAGAGAACCCCCUUUAGUUGUUCUGGUUUUGAUGAAUUUGACAUUAAUUGCACUCCCUCACCUGUCAACAAGACCCUGAGAUACUUGACCUCCCUCUCUUGGGGCAGUGACUCAUUUCCAACUUGGAGAGCGGUAUCCACCGAUUCCCUGCAGAGAAACAUGGCCUCAGACGCGGAGGUACUGACUCAUCCUGAUGGCUUACCACUAAGAGUGUUGUACUUUCAGAUAUCGAUAUACUUGCAUGUAAUCCCAUAUUGCUUAGAGACGUUUCAAUUAUUGAAUUGCUUUAAUGUUUGACUUUCUAUCAUUCAUCAAAAUGUGAUCAUACGUGCUUAUAAUGUUGACUGUUAUGUUAAAGCUAAUGAAUUAAGUGAACUUUGGGUUGAACUCACUCUGACAUGAUUGAAUGACAGCCAGCUGAGGAGAAAGAUUGUAAAUUCAAAAACUAACUAUUGUCUUAGUUAGGGGACAUCCUGUUCAGUGAGAGCUAGACAGACACCUUCUACAAAGGAGGGGGCUAGCAGAAAAGCAUUCAACUUAGAAAGUAGGUAUGUCAGAAGGGAUAGGACUGUUGGAACUGUUUUGUCCACUGAUUUAAGAAUGUUCUGUUGUCUACCUUAUAUGGACCCGGAGGUUGCAGAAAGCGCCAACGAGAAGGGUACCAAUAGGAGACAACAAAGGAUCGAGGCUUCUGGACGCUAUUAUCUAUUAUUUCAUUUUUAUUACUCAUUUCUUUAACCUUUUUCUAAACUUACUGUAAAAACCAAAUAAAACUGGAUUGUAUUUUGUGCAUUCCAACCAAAGUCCAGUGUUGCUUGUCUCUGGUGGGGCCCUCGUAGUCUCCUCAAGGUGAGGGAGCUCUUCCCCUGGGAUAGGCUGACAGUUGUACAUUUAUUAGACAUGUGAUCUGAAUGACAUUCCUGUUACAAGCCAAGGUUAAGGUGUUGUUCAGCAUUGUUGUGAUUUACUAACUUUGUUGGCUCAGAUUGAUUCUGAAGCUCUGCUAAUGUAUCUGAUGUGAUGUUGCAGUGUUGGUUAAUAAUGUUUAGACAGUAGCUGAAGUGCAUUAGGAAGC